Molecule: messenger RNA, 2061 nt
Organism: Cucumis sativus (cucumber)
Lineage: Eukaryota; Viridiplantae; Streptophyta; Magnoliopsida; Cucurbitales; Cucurbitaceae
Product: TMV resistance protein N-like
Exons: 7
Coding region: 1-2061 (686 amino acids)
Biological process (GO): defense response
Molecular function (GO): protein binding
Source: RefSeq, a predicted model, not a curated record
AUGCUGGCUUUUACGGUUGAAAGUGUCGGUAGCUUGAUUGUUGGUUCCUCUUUUGUGCUCAAACUUGACACUGCCCUUGAGCUUCUUAGUUGGUAUGCUUUGAAGGAUAAGUCCCCAUCAAGCAGUUACUUAGAGCUUGCAGAAGUUGCGGUAGGUUAUUGUCAAGGACUUCCUUUGGCUCUUGUUCUUUUGGGUUCUUCCUUUACAAAAGAGAACAGUCGAUUGAAGGAACUCUUCGUUGAUAUUUGUUGCUUGUUCGUUGGGGAUGAUGUUUACUGCAUGAAGAGUAUGUUGAAGGCACGUGAUCUCAAUCCAGAUUAUGGAAUUACAGUUCUCAAUGAUCUUUCUCUUAUUUCUAUUGAAAAUGGUAAGGUGCAAAUGCAUGAUUUAAUACCACAAAUGGGUCAUACCAUUGUUCGUGGUGAAUCAUUUGACCUUGAAAAUAGGAGUAGGUUGUGGGGAACAGAUGCAGUUAAAGUCAUAAAGCUGGACUUAUCCAACGACUUAUCACCGACAUCCAUUGAUGCACAAGCAUUUAAAAACAUGAAAAAUCUUAAAUUGCUUAUCCUUCGAAAUAUAACAUUUUCUUCACAUAUGUUUGAGUAUGGUCUUAAUAAGUUCAAGUGGGUUUUAUCUAGCUUUGGAAUUAGAUUUUCAUCUUUGCCUGCAAGCUUUUUGGUGAAAGAGGGGCUUGUUGGACUAGACAUGCAACAUUGUUGCAUCAAAUAUUUGGGGAAUAGAUUUGAGAAUUGUGAACGGUUGAAGCAUGUUGAUCUCAGUUACUGUGAGCUUUUGGAAGAAAUUCCUGACUUAUCUGUUGCAGUAAACCUUGAGUAUUUGUACCUGAGAGGGUGCAUAAGCUUAAAAACGAUUCACGAGUCUGUUUCUUCUCUUAACAAGCUGAUAACCUUAGACCUUGAGGGUUGUGUUAAUCUUGAAAAGCUUCCUAGCUACCUCAUGUUAAAGUCUCUUGAUUCUUUCUGUCUUUCGGACUGUCGUAAGCUUCAACGAGUUCCAGAAUUUGAUGAAAACAUGAAAUCUUUAACAAGGAUGAUUUUAGACUAUACUGCCAUAGAGGAGUUACCUUCAUCGAUUGAACAUCUUGCUAAGCUCGAGUUUUUAAGCCUUAAAGGUUGUGCAAACCUCGUAGCUCUUCCAAGUGAAAUUUAUUUGUUACGAAGUCUUGUGGAACUUCGUCUUCCUGGAUGUUCUAAACUCCACAUGUUUCCUUGUCCAACUACCGAACAGAUAUUCCUUCUUUCGAAGCUGACUAUAUUGGACCUUAAAAAUUGCAACCUAUCAAAUAUAGAUUUCUUGGAACCUUUAUCUACUGAGCUUCAGUUAAAGAAUUGCAACUUCCUUCUCCAAAUCCCAAACCUUCCCCAUAGCAUACAAACAAUGGAUGCUAGAGGUUGUGAAUCAUUGGUUACAGGUCCUGACAACCUUGACGAUAUAAUAUAUGCAAAUCAGGAUAGAUUAAAUGACUCAGGGUCAAGAGAGUUCAUUCUAAUGAAUGGUAUGAUCCCAGAAUGGUUCAACCAUCAAACUACUACAACAAGUUCAAUAAGCGUUAGCCUUCAACACUGUCCACAAAAGACACAAGUGUUGGCUGCCUGUGUUAUUUUCAAAGUAGAUGGAGAUUCAUGUGAAGCGAAGGCUUCUAUAAAAUAUGAUAUUUUCAUUGAUGGUGAAUCACUAAAAUAUUUUGAGAUCACCGUCCGGCCCUCAUCGAAAUCAGAAUAUAUGUGGUUAAUAACGACCCCUCUAACAUUUAGCUCUGUGAGCAUGAGUUGUCAAGUCUCCUGUACGAUUAACAAGACUUAUGAUAAUGCUAGAGCAACCAUAAGAAGUUUGGGCGUCCAUAUUGACGUUAGAGGGCAGCAAAGGCAAACUUGGAAUUCGAGCAUCACACAAGUUCCAGAGGCUUCAGAGGAGAGCGGAGGUCAGAUCCAGUGUGACCCUGAGACAUCGUCACAAGUCUCCCUCGAACGCACAGUCUACAACAACCUGUUCCAGCAUCUAAAACCGCAACAGCAUAAGUGGCGUCGCAAAGCUCUUUGA